This is a messenger RNA of Oryzias latipes (Japanese medaka), 2529 nucleotides long. The record is from RefSeq and is a predicted model, not a curated record. NCBI's taxonomy places the organism in Eukaryota, Metazoa, Chordata, Actinopteri, Beloniformes, Adrianichthyidae.
UCUAUCUGUCUUUUAUUUUUUUAUGUCUAUUGAUGGUUUUGGCCAUCUGCACAGUUACCUUCCGUAGAGCCACAAUUAUUCAGGAUGCUUCUGUCAUGGAUGAAGAUAAAGCAAAGCUUGGGGAGAGUUGUUUCUCUGUCUGUGGAUAUCUUCACCAGUGGAAAAAGAGACGGUUACAGAGAAGCUGUCGUCCUCCUUUGUUUUUGUGGCUUCUCCAGCGUCUUACCAAGCGCCCUCCUUGGCUUGUAUCUCUUCUACACCCUGGACUUUGACUCAGCAGUGGCUGGAGGAGUUGCCAGCUGCUUUGGAGCCCUGCUGACUGUAGCUCUGUUCUUGUCCAAGAGAAUCAGGUGUUUGUGGAUGCUGUUUGUGAUCUCUAUGUUCAUGAAGAAGAGCCGGAACUUGCUGCUGACUGCUGGGAUGAGUAUAGUUGUCCUUAACAAUAUUCACAACACUCUUCAUAACUUAAAAAGUCUGGUCAUGAGCAUGACUUGUAACCUGAAGGCGAAGAAAGAAGCUAUCAUUGGUCCAUUUGGGAAUUACAUUGAGAUGUUAAAGACCAUAGGAAGACUGCUCAAAGGGAUUACAGAUCUUGGAGUUCUGAAUCUGGAUUCUAAGCUGAAAGUUUCACCGAGACUUGAAUCAGAAAAGUUCAACUUCAGUCUGAGUGAGGCUCAGCAGAAGCUGAACAAGACUGUGGAAUAUGCUCAGGCUCUAAUGGAGACUGUCACCUCUGUGACCCACAAGAUGUUUCCUGCCAUCAGCAUCCUACUGCUUGUGCUGUUUAUAGCCUUACAUAUGAGGAGGUACUGCAGCGACAUGAAGUAUAAAAACAAGUUCAUCAGCAGAAAGUUUGUUCUUUUUGAUGAGAAGCAGAAGGCUGAAGGAAAGCCGCACAUUCUACCUCUCACACCAAAGGAGGAGAAGCUGUAUACUCACAUCCUGUCCAUCAGCCCCACGCAAAAGGAGAGGAGAAGGAUGAUGAAAUUUGGAAUGCCAAUCCUCUCCCACUCUGCAGUUUGGGUCCUCUUUAUAGCUGUGGAUGCAUUAAUGUUCUAUUUUGUAGAUGUCAUAACCAAAAGGGUGUCUGACAUAGAACCGUUCCACGUCCCGCUGAUCCAGAGUUUCAUAGUAAGAGCAGGAUUUUUCACCUUUUCUCUGAGACUUGGGAUUGCAAGCUUACUUGGCAUACCGUUUGCUGAAGAGACUCAUGAAGCAGACUUCUCUUUCAGUGUGUCUCUGUUUGAAAAGAAGUGUCUCCCUGAACCCAAGCUGCAGUUGUACAAGUCCAUUUACCCGCUGAGUGCCAUCCUGCUCAGCCUUCUCAUCAUGACUCUGUUUGCAGCCAAGGUGUCCCAGCUUAGACUUGCGAUCUGCGAGCGUUUCUUCACCAACGCCGCCGAUGAAAGAGUAGAGUAUCUGCAUCGCAAAAUUCUGAGGAAAAGAUUUAAAACUAGGCUGGAAGAGGAUGACUGCAGCCUCAAAUCACUGAUACUUAAGCCACAUUUCUGGUUCCCAUUGCUCUUUAGACCAAAAAAGAAUCCACAAAGUGCUGUGUGAAGAAGAAGCUCCUGCUACAAAGCUUCCCUGGACUCAGCAUGGAUCAUCGGGACGGGGUUGUUAAAGUUCUUUGGGAUUUGAACAUGGAUUUUACUGACCCUUGAGCUGUAAUGGAGUUGGCUUUAUGACUCACAACUCUAAUCUUAUUUAUUUAUGACUGACAUUUUUAUUUUCAUCAUUGCUCCUGAAGAUAAGAUAGAGAUACUUUUACCAAAACAUCAGAUUGUUAAACCUCUCACUGUGUGAGAAAUAUGUGUGACUCUGUGCUUUAUUGAGACAGGGUUUAAAUAUAAUAGAGUCCACCAAUGACUCUCUCUUGCCAGCACAGAGGUGAUGAUGCCUGUUUUUGGUUUUACUCGGUGAGAGUAAUGUAAUCAUUCACAACUAUUUAUACACAGAUCUGCAUUUUAUUCUAAAUAUUAUUAUUUACUUAUUUAUUAAUUUUGUUAUAUUAUUAAUAAUCCUGUUGAUUUUAUUUAAGUUUAAACACCAGUUCUUCCUCAUGGGAUCCUUUAUUUCCAGGGCAUUGCUGGCUCAGUCUGGUAGGGCUGGCUCUCACUGGGGCAGCUGGGGUACCCCACUGUGGCCCAACAGCUGUGGAGUGGACCCUCUGCUGCCCUGGUCUGUGGUUAUGCCCCCUGUGGUCGGGCCUGGCCUUGAAGCAAAAGUAUUCCAAUAAUACAGUUUCCUUGCAGCAGAGCCAAGCUAUUCCUCUGAUACCUGCAGAUUUUUUGCUUCACAUUUGAGCUUUUAUUUGAGGGACUGAAGGACAUGUUGGUGAAACUGAGUUGGUGGAGGGUUGGGUGGGAUUGGAGGAGUGUCAUUUAUGUGAAUAUGAAUGUUCCUGCUUUUAGAAUACUUAAAUACAUUUUUGGUUUGUUGGUUGUUUUUACCUACAGAGCUUUGAGCUUCCUUAUAUGAAACGAAAACUGCUCUUCCUGUAAAUAAAAUUUGAUUUCCACAAGUCAA